AUGGCCGCCGUUCCCGCUACCGCACCAACCACUGAGCCGACCACUGUCGCGCCCGUCGAUGCUACCGCCGCGCCUGUCGCUCCCGCCGCCGAGGUUGCCCCUGUCGCUCCCGCCGAGGUUGUCGAGCCCAAGGUCGAGGAACCAGUGAAGGCCGAGGAUGAGGUUGCUGCCCCAGCUGCAGCUGAGGAGAAGGUAGAGGAGAAGAAGGAGGAGACCAAGGUUGAGAAGCCCGUCGAGCCCAUCCACAGCGGUGCUUUGGGCUACAAGGCUCCGGGCCUCAAGAAUGCUUUCCGCUACUCCAAGAAGUACUUCUGGUUCGGCGAGGAGGCUGUCUCUACCCAGAGCUUGAGCCACUACUUGCGCGGCGAGAAGGCUGAGGUUGCUCACCCAACUGCUGCCUGGUCUAGCCAGACUGGAAAGGGUCUCCUCUACUUCGUCAAGCACGCCGACGAGAAGGCCACUCCCGCCGGUGUCCUUAACUUGGCUGAGGCUGAGAACCUCGUCAAGGAUGGCACCAUUGCCUUCCACUUCAAGUUGCACGGUCAGAAGCACGCCUUUGAGGCUCAGACCGCCACCGAGCGCAACGGAUGGUUCGUUGCUUUCGAGGAGGCCGUCAAGGAGGCCAAGGCUCAGAAGGAGACCAUCGUCGCCAGCGAGGGUUACAAGGAGGAACUCUCCAAGCUUGGCAAGCCCGCUGCACUAGUUGCUACCGCCGCUAAGGAGAGCUCCACCCCUAAGAAGAGCACCGACGGUCUCAAGCCUACUGAGGAGAAGCCCGCCGAGGCCACCGAGCCUGUUGUCGCUGAGGGCUCCACUCCUGCUCGUGCCGGAUCUUCUUCCAGCUCCUCUUCCGACGAGGAGAAGGAGAAGAAGAAGAAGUCCAAGAGCAAGAGCCGCUCCGUCUCCCGUGGCAAGCGUGCUUCCAUCUUCGGUGGUUUCCUCGGAAAGAAGGAGAAGGCUGAAGAGAAGAAGGAGGAAAAGAAGGAGGAGAAGAAGGAGGGCGAGCUCGAGGCUAAGGAGGAGACUGUUGAGCCUACUCCCGCCGCCGCCACCGAGGCUUCCCCUGCCGUCGUUGCUCCUGUUGUCCCUGCCACCGAGGAGGCCCCCAAGCCUGCUGAGGAGACCAAGGUCGAGGAGCCCGUCGCUGCUGCGCCUGUUGUCGCUGAGGAGAAGAAGGUUGAGGAGAAGCCCAAGCCCGCUAAGCGUGCAUCCAUCUUCGGCAACUUCGUGGAGAAGCUGAAGAGCCCUACCACUGAGAAGAAGGAGUCUGAGGCUGGCCUUGCAGCUGCUCCUGCUGUCCCUCCUAAGGAGACUGAGGUCGCUGCUGAGGCACCUAAGAUCGAGGAGAUCCCAGCUGUUGCUGCCCCCGUCGAGACCCCCGCUGAGGCUGCCACUGAGGCACCAAAGGAGGAGAAGAAGGAGGAGGUCAAGCCAGCUGCCACCACUCCCCACAAGGAGAAGCAGCACUUCUCUUUCGGAAAGUUCUUGGGUGGCACCAAGGAGAAGGUCAAGUCUCCCAGCGAGGCCAAGAACCCUCUCGAGGUUGCUAAGGAGCCCAAGGUCGAGGAGCCAGUUAAGACUGAGGAGCCCGUUGCUCCCGUCGAGGCCCCCAAGACCGAGGAGACCCCCGCUGCUCCCGUCACUGAGGCCCCCAAGGAGGAGACUCCUGCUGAGGCCUCUUCCCAGCCCAAGCGUGGAUCCAUCUUCGGCAAGGUCGAGGGUCUCUUCCGCAACGCCAGCAAGGCUGGACGUUCCAAGAAGGAGAAGGAGCCCGCCGCCCACCCCGCCAAGGUCGAGGAGGCUGCUGAGCCCAAGGAGGAGACUCCUGCCACCGAGACUCCCGCCGUCGCCACUGAGGAGAAGAAGGAGGAGACUCCCGCCGCUGCUGCUACCACCGAGCCCACCACCAUCGGUGACGUCGUUCCCGAUGCGGUUACAGUAGGGCAGGCUCCCAAAAGCGCGCCCCAAGUCUCUACCACUGCAUAA
This is a messenger RNA of Aaosphaeria arxii CBS 175.79, 1986 nucleotides long. RefSeq lists its product as uncharacterized. Lineage: Eukaryota; Fungi; Ascomycota; Dothideomycetes; Pleosporales. The record is from RefSeq and is a predicted model, not a curated record. The coding region runs from base 1 to 1986 and encodes 661 amino acids. The transcript has 4 exons.